Molecule: messenger RNA, 950 nt
Organism: Gadus chalcogrammus (walleye pollock)
Lineage: Eukaryota; Metazoa; Chordata; Actinopteri; Gadiformes; Gadidae
Gene: erich2
Product: glutamate-rich 2
Exons: 7
Coding region: 318-827 (169 amino acids)
Source: RefSeq, a predicted model, not a curated record
UUAAGAGUCGCGGCAGACAAUUCCGUCGAUGUAUGCGCAGCUAAUGUUGCAGUUACAGCCACUUAUUGGAUGAAAUAUGAGGGACGACGGCUUUUGGAGACGGUUUGCAAUCAACAGUUUUCCCCAGUAGUCUACGGUUCGGGCGGUGUUGUCCAUACCGCAGGUUGCUCUACCCCGGAAGGGCUAGGGGUAGCGUUGCUAGGGAGACGAGGAUCUGUUUGGCGAUGGUUUCCCCGGUCCGCUAGCUGUGAGGAGGAUAACACGCCAUUAUAAGAUACUUCCCCUCGUCAAGCAAAAGUGGCCUGUUGGCUCAGAUUAUGAGCGGGGCUGGAGAACCUGUGUGCCUGCCAGGAGGAGAAGCUCUCCAUCAUGACCCUCUCAUCCCAUCCCCUCCACACUCAGAGGGGACAGUAGACAAGCGGCGUUCAGCUCCCCCUUCACCCCUCCCCCGACCUGAGCCCCACAGCAAGGAAGAGGGACAGUUAGAGGAUAAGACGGACAACAAGGAGGAAGAGGAGGAGAAGGAAGGAGCUCCACUUGAACUCAUGGCCGAGUUCCUGUCGUCGGUGAUGAGGCGAGACCUGGGGCUAGCCAGCCGGCUGUGUCACAUGAUUCUGGUCUACGAGCCGGAGAACCCAGAGGCCGUCCAGUUCCUGCCCCUGAUCCAGCAGAAGCUCUUGGAAGACCAAGAGAAGGAGCUCGGUACCGAUGAUGAGGAUGACGACGAUGAGGAGGAAGGAGAUGAUAGUGAUGAAGACACAGACGACUCUGAGUCGUGCGAUGAAGACGAUCACUCUGGAGGCAGUGAAGGCUCGACCCAUGAUUGAAGCUUAUCCUGCCUCAUCCUCAUGAGAUAUUUACCACAUUACAGUUUUAGACAAGCUUGUAUGUAGUGUAAAACUUUCAACAUCUCGCGUCACUUUAGCUUUGCUAAGGGAAUAAAGAAUCAG